UUCCGUUUUUAGGUAGCCCACUCGAAGUUUGUCAUCUCUUUAACCGCUUUUCACGGCCACUCUUAUUUUUUUAAUGUGAUUGCACCAAUCAUUCGUACAAUCAGGUGCCGACCAAUACUUUGACGAGACUUAGUGUGAGUUAACAUGGAGCAGAAAACGUAUGGACUGCUAUAUCUUGUUGUAUUAAUCAUGGCCACCACCCGACAUUCCGAUGCACAGCAAGUCAACACUACAAGUGGUCUAGUACAGGGAACUACGGUACAAUUUCACAAUACGUCCGUGAGUAUUUAUAAAGGAAUACACUACGCCGAGGCACCUAUCAAUGAGUUGCGAUUUAGUUCUCCACAGCCAUAUGCAUAUCGACAAGGUGUGUACAACGCGACACAGUUUGGACCAUCAUGUCCACAACCACGAGACUUCUUGUAUGAUUUACCUAACGAUCGCACAGAAGAGGACUGUUUGCUGCUUAAUGUUUACGUGCCAGAAACAGCCACAGUCAACAAUUCCUUGGCUGUAAUGGUUUGGAUACAUGGCGGUGGUUUUGUAGUCGGUCAAGGAAAGAUUUACAAUGCUGUGCCAUUGACUGUUUAUGGUAAUAUUAUCGUUGUUACCAUAAAUUACAGGCUUGGUAUUUUGGGGUCACUGACAACUGGCGAUGAACUUGCCAAGGGAAACUACGCCUUCAAAGACCAACAGUUAGCCUUGCGAUGGAUAAAGGAUAAUAUUGGUAACUUUCACGGGAAUCCCAAUCAGAUUACUAUCGCUGGUGAAUCCGCUGGAGCGACCAGUGUUAUGUACCAAAUGUUGUCUCCUUCAAAUGAGGGUCUAUUUCAACGAGGGAUAGCGAUGAGUACGUAUUUCACACCACAAUCACGACCACACCACCCUCCACAAGCAGCAGAAUUUUACAUCAGGGUCGCAUCAAUUGUGGGUUGUUACAACAGUACCGUGGGAGAUGUCGGUGCACAGCCUCCCCCACCUCCAAACAGUGAAGCUAUUCUGCAGUGUUUGAGGGCUGUGUCGGCCGAUGAUCUGAUCUCCGCUGCAUUGUCCAUACCACUGCUUCUCUCAAAAGUUCCAUAUGGGGUAGUUAUCGAUGACGAGUAUUUUCCACAUUCCGUGCGAACAAUGAUUGAGUAUUCUGAUCUAAAUAAAUAUGAUUUGAUGAUAGGCACUGUGGACCAGGAAGGGUUAGUGUUUGCUAUUAACAUUGGUCCGUCUAUUGCUGAAGGAUUGUCACUGGAGACAUAUAAGGUAUUGUUACAAGAUUUAUCAGCUUCAUACACAUCUGGUGUACCUGAAGCUGCUUCAUCGAUAACCCAACAGUACACAGACUGGGACAAUGUUGAUGACAAAAAUAUGAAUCGAUUGAACGGAUAUAUUAAUGCAGCGGGUGACAUCGCAUUUUGCCUCCCGAGUAUCUACUUUGCUAAUCGCCAUGCCACCGACAGUGAUGGAACCAAAUCGACAUACUAUUAUGAUUUCAAAACGUCUGUACCGAUGUCUUUUUAUGGAGAUAUAGCUACUACUGCGGGACAUGGCGAUGAAUUGGGAUAUUUGUUCUAUGACGAAGAUAGUCAGUUGUAUCAAUCUACGCCAUAUCGAGAUAUUCAACUAAGCCGUACUAUGAUAGAUUACUGGGCAAACUUUGUAAAAACUGGUAACCCUAACAACGGAACCACUGAGAUGAGCGUAGAGUGGCCCGAGUACACAACAGAAGAUCAGAAAUAUUUGGAAAUUAAACACAAUUUAUCGAUAGAGUCGAACCCUAAGAAAGAAGAAAUGAAUUUCUGGUUGAAAUACGUGAGUACCAUUGGUGAAGAUACUUGUAAUGCUAUAGUGCCACCUAUAUAUUCACCUGAUGGGCCCACGGCCCGGGAUCACUCAGAUAUCAAACCCAGUGUAAACACCACAUUUGGGAAUGUGGUAGGGUUCAGUAUUCAGUCACACGCUGCCACUGGUGGAAACAUAGUUGACGUAUUCCUUGGUAUUCCAUACGCUAAACCACCCACAGGAUCAAGGCGUUUUUCUUCACCACAACUUCCCUACCCUUGGAGUGAACUUAACGCCACGGAAUAUGCUCCGACUUGCCCUCAGCCUGGGAGGUCUGAUUACAGUGAAGACUGUCUCUAUCUCAAUAUUUUCACGCCACAACGCGAUACUGAAGAAUUAUCACCAGUAAUGGUAUUCAUUCAUGGCGGUAACUUUAUACAAGGUACUGGAUCUGACCAGUCUGGUGACGUCAUUGCAGCUUACGGUGAUAUCACUGUGGUAACUUUCAACCACCGUCUAGGUGCACUAGGAUUUCUUGAAAGUGAAGAAAAUAACUUGCCCGGUAACUAUGCACUUCAAGAUAUUCUGACUGCACUGGAAUGGGUCAAAGGAGAUAUUCAAUAUUUUGGCGGUGACCCAGAUGCUAUAACAUUGGCCGGUUUGGGCGCUGGUGGAAUCAGUCUCCAUUAUUUGAUGACGUCAUCUCUCUCUGCAAAUCUUUUUCAUCGUGCGAUACUUUUUAGCGCCCCUGGCAUUGAUCCAAUGAAUAUGGACGUAAAUCGGGCAGAAUCCCAACGACUUAUCAGGCGCCUUGAUUGUGAAAACGAGAACACCAACCAACUACUAAGGUGUUUACGUCGAGUUAAUGUAUCCGAUCUGAUUGUUUCCCCCGAUUUGGGAAAGCUUUCGUUUCAUCCUGUCGUUGAUGGCACUGUUUUGGUGGGAAGUGCUCUGCAAACACUUAAAUCACCUAACUAUAUUGCACGUGAUGUAUUAAUAGGUAUGACUGAUUCUGAGUUGGUUAAACUGUUAUUACCAUAUACACGUGGGUCUGACAUGACGAUGGAGCUUGAGACACUAUCGACUUUUAUUGAGAAUACUGUUCUAUUAAAUGACGCAAAAGAGAACCGUUUACUGGUUAAUUCUAUCAUGCAAAAAUACACUCGUAUUUCGAAAGACACAGACGAAGUGAGGACCUCUCAAACAGCCCUGAAUAUCUUAAAUGAUUACGCAGUGUAUGUUCCAAAUAUACAACGAGCCAAUCUUCACAGCACUGCGGGUGCAAACGUGUAUAUAUACUACUAUACACAGAGGCUAUCACAUGCCAAGCUGCCUUCAUGGAUUGGUUCAGCUCAUGGUGAUGACGUCAGUCUAGUGUUCGGGGAACCUUUUUAUGUAGGACCUCGGAGACCGACUUAUUUUAAUGACCAGGAAAGGACGGUGUCCCUAAAUCUGAUGUCUUAUGUAACGAAUUUUGUGAAAUUUGGGAAUCCAAACAUCGACAAAGCGAUACCAAUCGAAUGGCCUAAAUAUAACGUAAGUUACCCGUAUUAUUUAGACAUCGACAUAUGUCCUACAGUUGAGAAGAAUUUGAAACCUCUUGAGGUGGAAUUCUGGAGUAACUUAGUACCACAAAUCAUCGAAGCUACCAAGAAAGAAGAACUGGAAGAGCAAGAAGACGACACACCAGUUUAUAUUAGUGGGCUAACGCACCAGCAGGCUGUGAGCCUAAUGGAAGCACUGAUUGUUGUUGUAUGUGCUGUGUGUGUUGUAUUUAUAGUAACCGUUUCUUUAAUGUGCGGAUAUGUACACAAGUUAAAACGUCACUCCCGUCUUGGUAAUAAACACACCAGGUUACCCAGUAUUAACGAACAAGACUUUUCAACGUCAAUGUGAAUUUAAAAAUAUAUCUGGCAAUGGCUUAAAUUCGCCAUGUGAUUGACUUGGGCCCAGAACAUGAAUAACAUGUAGUAAUAAUAAAUCAUUAGUUAUGCUGAAAAACAAUACAUCAAAAUAAUAAUCUUUCUUGGAGCACGUAAUUUUCAUUUGAACUUUUUAUGGUCAUAAAUGAUCCGAUUACGCCUUUUUGCAAGGAUCACGCGACAAGGCGUCAUAAUGACGUAAAUGUAUGACAGGAGUGUCAAAGUGACAGCUGUAUUAGUUAAGUUAUUGAGCAUUAAGCAUAUAAAAUCUCUCAAGUAUUUUUUUUUUCACGGACGACUUCAGCUGAAAACGAUUUCUACAAUAUGAACGACCUUUCUUACAUCUAUU
Messenger RNA from Saccoglossus kowalevskii, 4044 nucleotides. RefSeq lists its product as uncharacterized. The record is from RefSeq and is a predicted model, not a curated record. NCBI's taxonomy places the organism in Eukaryota, Metazoa, Hemichordata, Enteropneusta, Harrimaniidae.